CACAUUUUACCGCUAAAAAUCACUUUAAUAACCUGGUUUGUGUAUUUUCACACUCGUGUUGUGCAAAAGUUAGAUUGGAUCAAUUAACUAAAUGUUAUCCCACUUCUAUCCACAUUUUGGAUUCUGACGAAUGCCUUAGUUAUUCUGCAUGCGCUGUUGUUGGCUAACAUUUUUAGCAACAAAGCUAAGUCCUGUGUAACCGCUCAUUCUCGUGACGUUACAAGAAUAUUCCCUGUGAACGUUUCAUAAAUAAAGCACCAUGCCGAAAAGGAAAGUAACAUUUGAGGACGGGAUCGGGGAGUUGGAUCUGGAAGACGACCUCCCCAACAAAAAGAGCUGUGAGGUUGCCAGUGGUCCAGGCUCCAGGUUCAAGGGUAAACAUUCCCUUGAUAGUGAUGAAGAGGAUGAAGCGGAGGACACAAACAGCAGCAAAUACGAUAUUCUGGCCAGUGAUGAUGUGGAUGGGCAAGAGGGAGCAACAAUCGACUUUGAUGAGGGAGUUUCUAUUACACCUUUCAACCUGGAUGAAGAGAUGCAGGAAGGGCACUUUGACUCAGAGGGAAACUAUUUCAUCAAAAAGGAACAACAGAUUAGAGACAACUGGCUUGACAACAUCGACUGGGUGAGAAUAAAAGAACAACCUUUCAAACAAAAGAAGAAAGGUCUCGGAGCCAAACGAACACGCAGAGCCGGCGAUGAGGAUGAAGCUGAGGAAGAGAAACAGAGAGAAGAGAAGCAGGCAGACCGAGAAACUGAAGAAGAAGAGGAGGAGACGGAGCCUGCUGAGGACCCCCUGGCAUCCUACACACAGCACCAACUCACAGAAGCUGUGAUCGAACUGUUGCUACCUGGGGAGACAGUUGCCAGAGCACUCCGUAGACUAGGAGGUCUUGGAGGACGGAAGAAGGGAAAGCUGAGGGAAGAGAGUGAACCCACAGAGGAGACCAAAAGGGAUGCAGAAAAGCUUGAUAGGCUCACAGCACUCGCUGACAGACUGGUUGGAUCUGGGAUGUUUGAAAUUUAUCAGCAAACAUAUGAAAAACUGGCCUACUUAAUGAAGAGCAUGAGCAGCAAGAAACCAGCUGUGGGGCAGAAAUCCAGUGGUGCUGGUGAUAAUGAAGAAGAUGAACUUGACAUGUUUGCAGAUAAAUUUGACGAGACACAUAGUGGUCGAUCAGAGGAUAAAGAGGAUGAAGAAAACAAAAGAGUGAGUGAUGAAGUGAUGUGGCAGUACAAAUGGGAAAAUGAGGAUAAUUCAGAAAUCUAUGGCCCCUUCACCAGUCAGCAGAUGCAGGAUUGGGUGGAUGAAGGCUACUUCAGCACUGGUGUUUACUGCAGGAGGGUGGACCAGGAGGGAUCUCAGUUCUACAACUCCAAGAGACUAGACUUUGAGCUUUAUACAUGAUUCAUGUCCAGUAUCAAACCACCUCAUCCAUCACAGUCAAUUUGGAUGACAGAUCUGUCGUUUUAACAGGGGCUUUGUUUUCUGUACAUUGUUUUUAAAUAAAUGACUCAUGUAUGUGGUGUUGCUAUCAACCAUUUUGGUUUUUUUUCUGAGGUUCAUUUCAAGGCACAUUGAUUUCAUUCUAAUAAUGUAGUGAAGUUUAUACAGCCAUUUGAUCAGGCAGUCACUGUCACAGUGAUAUUUGAUAGAAUUAUUAGAAUUAUCUGAGUAUUUUAACCUUGGGUACUUACAUUGGUAAGAGGGAAAGAUACUACUAUAUUAACCUGCCUAUUCAGCCACCUUUUGCAGUAUGUUUUCAGUAGAGUAGAAUGUGCAGGUGGUUAGGAUGACAUUUCUCACAUCUUCAGGUAUUCAAAGUUGCAUACCACUGGUAGUUAUUAGAUUAUAACUACUGUACUUUGCAUGUAGUGACUGAUACAUCAGUGUUACCUCCCAGGAUUUUAAGAAUAUACAUUAUUAUGUUAUAAAAUAUUGAGCCAUUUCCAAUGUAUACUCUUUAAAAGUAUUCUUUGAAUAUAAGAUCAACAUACAUAAUACAAUCUGGACAUGUUUCAUUUGUAAAAGGGGUCAGACAUAACACAAGAUGCUGAUAUAUGGCAGUACAAUUCAGAGUGUAACAAUUAUUUGAUCAAAGAAAAAUAGGCAGCUAUUUUGAUAAUUUAUGAAUCAUUGAAAUAAUUGUUCAAGCAGAAUGUCAAAUAUUUGAUUCUAUAUAUAUAUAACAAAAAGUUUAGUAGAAAAUAUAAGUGAAUGUUUGUUGACAUUUGAUGACUGCUAAAUGCUUUGGGAUAUUGUUAUGUUUUAAACAAGAUAAGUCUAUAACGCUAACAAUUAAAACUACCUUUUUU
Seriola dumerili (greater amberjack) is the source of this 2313-nucleotide messenger RNA. RefSeq names its product CD2 cytoplasmic tail binding protein 2 (gene cd2bp2). The transcript has 7 exons. Gene Ontology annotation, molecular function: protein binding. Gene Ontology annotation, cellular component: U5 snRNP. The record is from RefSeq and is a predicted model, not a curated record. NCBI's taxonomy places the organism in Eukaryota, Metazoa, Chordata, Actinopteri, Carangiformes, Carangidae. The coding region runs from base 260 to 1405 and encodes 381 amino acids.